Molecule: messenger RNA, 683 nt
Organism: Cynoglossus semilaevis (tongue sole)
Lineage: Eukaryota; Metazoa; Chordata; Actinopteri; Pleuronectiformes; Cynoglossidae
Product: 28S ribosomal protein S2, mitochondrial-like
Exons: 1
Coding region: 90-632 (180 amino acids)
Biological process (GO): translation
Cellular component (GO): mitochondrial small ribosomal subunit; ribosome
Molecular function (GO): structural constituent of ribosome
Source: RefSeq, a predicted model, not a curated record
CCAGUCGCAAAAGAUAUUGUUUAAUUAUUUUCAGCUGAAAUUAAUCUCCAAUUAUGUAAUGAUUUAUACAACUUGUGGUUUUCAGGCUCAUGGAGCCGUACCUUUAUGGAUGUCGAUUAGACCAGGACAUAAUUGACUUGGACCAGACCGUAGAGCACCUUCAGCUGGCUCUUAAUUUCACUGCCCACAUUGCCUAUCGUGGUGGCAUUAUAUUGUUUGUCAGCCGCCGGCGUCAGUUCGGUCACCUGGUGGAGAGCACUGCCAUGAAAUGUGGGGAAUACGCCCAUACACGAUACUGGCAGGGUGGUCUCCUUACGAAUGCUCCUGUCCAGUACGGCCCCAAUGUUCGCCUUCCAGACCUCCUCAUCUUCUUGUCUACUCUCAAUAAUGUGUUUCAACAACACGUGGGAAUCAGAGAUGCAGCAAAAAUGAAUAUUCCCACAGUAGGUGUGGUGGACUCGAACUGUAACCCCAGUCUGAUAACAUACCCUAUACCUGGGAAUGAUGACACCCCAGUUUCCGUGGAGCUGUACUGUCGUUUGUUUCAGAUGACCAUCAGACGUGCCAAAGAUAAAAGGAGACAGAUGGAGCUUCUUCACGGCCUGUCGAAACCCACCCCGGAAAGCUCAUGACAUUAUUCGUUCUUGAGAAUGAGACAUUAAAUACAGUAUGUUAUCAAAAAA